Molecule: messenger RNA, 1475 nt
Organism: Alosa alosa (allis shad)
Lineage: Eukaryota; Metazoa; Chordata; Actinopteri; Clupeiformes; Clupeidae
Product: cysteine-rich and transmembrane domain-containing protein 1
Exons: 3
Coding region: 293-721 (142 amino acids)
Cellular component (GO): extracellular exosome
Source: RefSeq, a predicted model, not a curated record
AAUGACGUAUCUAUAGCCCUUGUCAAGCGCGAGUCACCUGAUCAUCUGUAGGCAACUUCGCGUAGCGAACUGACUUCAUUACAUUGAAGCACUAUCGACAAGUAGAAUUUAUUAAAUCCUUUGGAUGACAGAAAUCAAAGCCACCGACGAUUUAUGGAUUAACAGUGAAGCUUCUACGGCGGAUACAACUGAAAAAGUUUAACGGUUGGAAUCACGAUAAAAAAAACAACAGCGGCCUGGCACAGCGUUCCACAAUUCACUUCAGAGUAGGCCUAAGCACAAGUUGCUGUAAAUGAACUACGAUCAGCCACCUCCCUAUGCGGGCCCUGGCCCCUCUGCCCCUGGUUACGCCGGGCCCUCUGCUCCUGGUUACGCCGGGCCCUCUGCUCCGGGCUACCCUGCAUAUCCUGCACAAGGGUACCAGGCUCAAGGGUACCCAGUCCCUCCAGAUGGGGCUCACCCAGGCUACCCUAACUAUCCACCCGGGCCCCCGGGGGUGUACCCAGCACAGCCGGGCUACCAGGGAUACCAGGUGCCUCCACAACCGCAGUAUGGAUGGCAGGAUGCCCCACCAGGAGCAAUGUAUGGGCAGCCCAAAAACACAGUGUAUGUGGUGGAGCAGCAGCAGCGUCCAGCUGACUCUGGGCCUGACGCUGGGACCUGCCUGACCGCCUGCUGGGCGGCCCUCUGCUGCUGUUGCCUGUGGGACAUGAUGACCUGACCACAACCCCCCACCACUGACCUCAUCAGAAGAAUCCAUAAGAUACACUGAUGUAUAGCCUGUAAGACACUUUCUUAUCCUUGUGACAAAAGCUUGAAGAUGUGUUAUUUUAGUGUUCUAGGUAUUACAUGUUACAUCUUAAUGUAAGUUAGAGAUGACUACUGUGUGUAUGAAAUCAUUUAUAAAUUAAAUAUUUGUUGUCUGUUUAAACUGCUGUUAAAAUAGCAUACUUUGUUUUAUAUCACAUUAAAUGUAUUAAAUAUAAUAAUAUCUUGCAUAGUAACGGUACCAGUGGUUUUAACCAGACAUGGUAUUUAUUAGCACCUGAAUGUGUCCAGUUAGAACUUUGUAGUUAGGACUGGAGAAUUCUUAAUCAAACCGUUCUUUUGACUGAAUGUAUUGCAUUUUCAUGGGUAAUCAGAGUAAUACACAUACAGAUACCAUGAAACAUGUCGAACAACUACAAAUAGGGUUCUAGGGGAGUAUAUCAAUCAUUGACCAAACACUCAGAUUUACACAAACAAAGUGCAGUACCCAAAUACAUCCUGUAGAGGCUGGAUCUUGAAGGAAAUUAUUAUAUUAUUCUACAAUGUUUCUCCGCCUAAACCAUACAGUUGCCUUAUAUUAAGCACCAGCCAGUGCCAUAUAGCCACAUUUUGUCACCGAUGUUUGUGUCGUGUGGCAGUUUGUUUUGUUUUCCACAACAUUUUUCCUGUCACUACUGAUCUUACAACAAAUAAAUUUGCUCAACCUA